AUGCUGGACAAUGGGUAUGAUAGAGGGGAAAGUAGUAGUGCAGCUGUGAGGGACAAAUUAAUUUGGAAGGGUAUUUGGAAACUCAAAGUAAAGGGUAAGGUGCAACAUUUUCUUUGGAGCUGCUGUAACAACACUUUAGCAGUAGGAAGUAACCUUCUAAGUAGAGGCAUCCCUAUUGAUCCAAGGUGCAAGUUGUGUGGGGAGGAGUUGGAAUCUGAAGAACAUCUCUUCCUCCUUUGUCCAGCAGUGAAGCAUAUAUGGGAACUAGCCCCAGUGAAGUGGGAUGGCUUGGACGCUUAUACAUAUUCUUUUAAGGAAUGGUGUUUUCAUAUGAUGAAAGUGGGCAGUACUUGUGAAGGACAGAGAAGAAUCCAGUUUUCUGUAUUCUUGUUAUGGAAUAUAUGGAAAUGGAGAAAUAAUUGGCUGUUCAAUACUCAGUUUCUUUCACAAUGGGAGGUAGUCAAUAAGGCAAUGGAGGAAUGGUUGGAAUAUGAAGCUCACUGCCAGGUUCUUCCCAGUCAGAUUCAUCACACUAGAGUACAACAACAAUUGCAGUGGAGUAAACCAGCAGAGGGGGUGAUCAAAUUAAAUGUAAGUGCUUUAUUUCAACAGUAUACAGGUAUAACUGGAGUAGGUAUUGUCGCUAGAGAUUGUAGAGGCAGUCUUCUGCAAGUUUGGGCAGUCGCUAGGGAUCGUCUUCAAAAUCCAGUGGUGGCAACCUUAGAUGCAGUUCGAGUGGCUCUAAUUUUUGCACAAAUGAAUUUGUGGAAGAAUGUACAGGUGGAGUUAGAGGUUAAGAAUUUGGUGGACUGUCUUAAUGAUAAAAGGUGUCCGAUUAGGAGAAUUUAUUUUGGAGGGAAAUGCCCCUUGGAGCUGGAAGGAAAACUUCCCCCUUUGACUACUCGAGGCACUAGGAAAGUGAGUGCACGAGUGAAAAAGUCAAUAGGGACAGAAGGGAAGUCAACGGAGAAGACAAGCAACAACCACAGUAAACCAAAGUCAUUAAAAACCAACCCUACCCAUGCCAAGACCGAUAAACCACCGAUAAUUUACAAUACCCCUGGCCCAAUUAGUCACCCAUCUGCCCCCUCUGGCCCAAAUACAAAACCAUCAACAACAUUAAAGUCCAAUCUAGUCACCAAAAAGCCUAACCUUGUUACCAAAAUGCCCAACCCAGAACAAAAGCCUUACCUUGGCCCAACUGUAGUCCCAAGCCCAUCCUCCCUUAACCCAUCCAAACACUUCGCCAUAAAAAUCAAAACAAAACGUCCUUUAACCAGUAGCAGCGUUGAUGAUAAUCCUGCAAUUGGGAUAGAUGAGGUGACUGAUGAUAUAGCCAUGAUUGAAUAA
Molecule: messenger RNA, 1350 nt
Organism: Oldenlandia corymbosa var. corymbosa
Lineage: Eukaryota; Viridiplantae; Streptophyta; Magnoliopsida; Gentianales; Rubiaceae
Source: the annotation of a GenBank genome assembly